AUGUACGUCCGAGUCGCCGCUCGGGCGACGAGGUCGCUGCAGAAUGCCGUUGCACGGCCUGCAGCGACGGCAGGAACCCACUGGGCCCGUCGUAUGCACUCCACCCCAUCUGCCAAAGCUUCUGCAGCUCCUUUUGAGGAGCCCACCUCUCCCAAUCCCUCUGUGACCGUACACUCUGAGACCGCGGCAAAGCUGCACAACUACGGCUCGUAUCUGAUCCAGUGCCUGCCCAAAUACGUGCAGCAAUUCUCCGUGCUCCGCGACGAGCUCACACUCUACAUCUGUCCCUCGGGUGUCGUGCCGGUCCUUACCUUCCUUCGGGACCAUUCUCAGUGCCAGUUCAAGAGCUGCCAGGACAUCAGCGGCGUGGACUUCCCAGAACGCGAGAAGAGGUUCGAAAUCGUGUACCAUUUGCUCAGCUACCGGUUUGGCGGGCGCAUUCGGGUGAAGACAUAUGCCAACGAAGUCGACACUGUCCCAAGCGCAACUGCUGUGUACCGGGGUGCAGACUGGUAUGAGCGUGAAGCUUGGGAUUUAUAUGGGAUAUUCUUCAAGGACCACCCCGAUCUACGCCGCAUCAUGACCGACUACGGUUUCGAAGGACACCCUCUCAGGAAGGACUUCCCCCUAACGGGUUACACUGAGCUUCGCUACGAUGAAGAGCGGAAACGGAUCGUGUACGAACCCCUUCAACUCACUCAGGCCUUCAGAAACUUCGAGUCGUUAUCUCCUUGGGAGCAGAUCGGCCAGGGCACGGCUCCGCCAAGGCCAGACGAGUUCAAGCCUGCCCCUCCUCCCCCGCCGCCGAAGGAGGAAAAGAAAUAAACUGGGUUUCCCAUAUCACCACCCUUUGUGUCAUCGUUCUAGCCACGUGCUAUUAUAUAUGUCAUGGAUUCUCC
This is a messenger RNA of Punctularia strigosozonata HHB-11173 SS5, 899 nucleotides long. Its product is annotated as NADH dehydrogenase. The transcript is spliced from 7 exons. Lineage: Eukaryota; Fungi; Basidiomycota; Agaricomycetes; Corticiales; Punctulariaceae. Bases 1 to 825 code for a protein of 274 amino acids. The record is from RefSeq and is a predicted model, not a curated record. Gene Ontology annotation, molecular function: NADH dehydrogenase (ubiquinone) activity.